Messenger RNA from Symphalangus syndactylus (siamang), 2229 nucleotides. RefSeq names its product C-X-C chemokine receptor type 1-like. Gene Ontology annotation, cellular component: membrane; external side of plasma membrane. The record is from RefSeq and is a predicted model, not a curated record. Lineage: Eukaryota; Metazoa; Chordata; Mammalia; Primates; Hylobatidae. Gene Ontology annotation, molecular function: C-C chemokine binding; C-C chemokine receptor activity; C-X-C chemokine receptor activity. Gene Ontology annotation, biological process: neutrophil chemotaxis; G protein-coupled receptor signaling pathway; calcium-mediated signaling.
CUACUCUUUACCCUGACAUUGCCCAUCUGGUCCGCCUCCAAGGUGAAUGCCUGGAUUUUUGCACACCCCUGUGCAAGGUGGUCUCACUCCUGAAGGAAAUCAACUUCUAUAGUGGUAUUCUACUACUGUCCUGCAUCAGCGUGGACUGUUACCAGGCCAUUGUCCAUGCCACUUGUACACUGACCCAGAAGCAUCACUUGGCCAAGAUUGUUUGUUGGCAGGGUGCAGUGGCUCAUGUCUGUAAUCCCAGAACUUUGGGAGGCUGAGGCAGGCAGAUCACCUGAGGUCAGGAGUUCGAGAGCAGCCUGGCCAACAUGGUGAAAUCCCGUCUGUACUAAAAAUACAAAAAUAUUAGCCGGGUAUGGUGGCACCUGCCUAUAGUCUCAGCUACUUGGAGGCUGAGGCAAAAGAAUCAUUUGAACCCGAGAGGCGGAGGUUGCAGUGAGCCUCACACCUUUGGCUUCGUCGUGCCACUGCUGGUCAUGCUGUUCUGCUGUGGAUUCACCCUGCAUACACUGUUUAAGGCCCACCUGGGGCAGAAGCACUGGGCCGUGCGGGUCAUCUUUGCUGUCAUCCUCAUAUUCCUGCUCUGCUGGCUGCCCUACCACCUGGUCCUGCUCACAGACACCCUCAUGAAGACCCAGGUGAUCAAGGAGAACUGUGAGCGCCGCAGUGACAUUGGCCGGGCCCUGGAUGCCACCGAGAUUCUGGGCAUCCUUCAUAGCUGCCUCAACCCCCUCAUCUACGCCUUCAUUGGCCAAAAUUUUCACCAUGGAUUCCUCAAGAUCCUGGCCAUGCAUGGCCUGGUCAGCAAGGAGUUCUUGGUACAUCAUCGCAUUAACUCCUACACUUCUUCCUCUGUCAGUGUCUCUUCUAACCUCUGAAAACCAUCAAUGAAGGAAUAUCUCUCCUAAUAAGGAAAGAAUAACCAACACCCUGAGGUUGUGUGUGGAAGGUGAUCUGGUUCUGGACAGGCACUCUCUGGGUUUUGGGGGGACGCUAUAGGAUGUGGGGAAGUUAGGAACUAGUGUCUUCAGGGGUCAUGCCAACCUUCUGAAGAGCCGCUGAGGUACCUCCAAGGACCAGCCUUUGCACCUCCAUGGAAAGGAAGCACCAUCAUUCCGGUUGAACGUUGCAUCUUUAUCCCACUAACUGGCUAAUUAAUUCAGUUUUGUUUAAGCUAGUUUGACUUCCGUUUCUAUCAUUUGCCAUCAGAAGAGCCCUGACAUCGUCAGUCCUCACAUGGGACGUUUUUACACAGAUAAACAUCUAAUGAAGCUAAACCACAAAGGCAAGCUUGAUAAGUGGACAGCAAGAAACUGAAAGAGGAGAGGACAGACAAGAGGAGCUUUGAGUAGAUGGUGUGCAAAUGAGCUGUGGUCUUUUCAGCAGGCCUUCAUUCUUGUGAUCAUUAUUUAUUGAGCAUUUAACAGGCUCCAGGCACGAAGGACAUAGAGUGAACAAACCGACAGGCCCUGUCUCCAAGGAGGGAAAACAGACUAGAAAAAUGCUGCAACUCAGGGAAAGCAUUUGGGGAGGGAGAGGUGAGCUCACAUAGUUUGAGGAAGCCAGGCAAGGCCUAACCCAGAAGAUGAUGCUCACCUCAGGGUGAAGCUGAGACUCCCUGGAGGAGCAUUUCCUUUUACUUCUGGACAAAGGGAUCCUCCUCGGCCAGGGGUAUGGUCACAUACCAGCCCUGAAUCUGACAUUAGGUGACAGAACAGGGCUGAAGCUAUGUCCUCAUAAGGGCUGGAUGCUCUUGUUGACCCUCACAGGAGCAUCUCCUCAACUCUGACUGUUAAGUGUUGAGCCACCAAGCUGGUGGCUCUGUGUGCUCUGAUCUGAGCUCAGGGGAUGGUUUUCCUAUCUCAGGUGUGUUGCAGUGUCUGCUGGAGACAUUGAGGCAAGCAUUGCCAAAACAUCAUCCCACCAGGUGGCCUUGUGGGGAGCUGGAAACACAUGUUCCCCUUGGGGGUGGUGGGUGCACAAAGAGGAAGUGGGUUCAGAAGCCAGACUUAUGCCACAGGAAUUCCCUUUACCCCCAUGCCCAACAUUGCAGACACGUGUGCUGGCCACCUGCUAAGCCCCAGGUGGAAGGAGACAAGCAGCCCUUAGCCCUUCCCUCCUGCAGCUUCCAGGCUGGCGUGGAGCAUCAGCAUCCCCAGAAAGCCAUGUGCAGCCACCAGUCCAUUGGGAGGCAGAUGUUCCUAAUAAAGUUUCUGCUCCGUG